Molecule: messenger RNA, 1395 nt
Organism: Candidozyma auris
Lineage: Eukaryota; Fungi; Ascomycota; Pichiomycetes; Serinales; Metschnikowiaceae
Exons: 1
Coding region: 1-1395 (464 amino acids)
Source: RefSeq, a predicted model, not a curated record
AUGCCAUCUACGACUGCAAAAAUUCGUCAUUUUGAUCUCUUAACUGCUACCGUCAGACCAGAAGGUGACAUCUCUACUUCGUUCAACUCUUUUGGCCAGGGGGAAACCUACGACAGCUCGUUUUGGGCUGACAUCAAAAGAUCACUUAUUAAAGACCCGGAAGCAUUCAAAGCUAGCUGGUUGCGUUUGAAAGAAGCUUAUAAAGCAGGUCUUGAAGAGAUCAAACAAAGAAAGAGCAGCAUCAUCCCCUCGGUGACAUUGGACGAGUUGUGCAACAUCGAACCCACGAAAAGAGAAGAGAUCUUAAAAAGAGGAUGCGUUGUCAUCAGGGGCGUCAUCCCGGAAAAAGAGGCGGAGGGUUAUAAAGAGGAAGUGCUACAAUACGUAAAAGAGAACCCACAGACUAAAGGCUUUCCUAAGGACGCCAAGGUCGUUUAUGAGCUUUAUUGGUCAAGGCCUCAGGUCAGGGCUAGAGCGCACCCAAAUAUGAAGAAGGCCACGAGGUUCAUGAACAACUUAUUCCAUGCUGAUCCUCAGGCAGAGGUGCUUUUAGACCAGAAUGUAUCUUACGCAGACAGACUACGUAUUAGACAACCUGGAGAUGCGUUCUUCUCCCUUGGGCCCCAUGCUGACGGGGGAUCCCUUGAAAGAUGGGAAGAUCCAGCUUACAGCGCUUGCUACAAGCCUAUCUUUGAAGGGAGAUGGGAAGAGUUUGAUCCAAACGACGCCACACACAGAAUCAACAUCAAUAUGGAAAAAUAUGCCUCCAAUGGUAAUUGCAACAUCUUCCGAGCAUACCAAGGAUGGUUGGCUGUUUCAGAAAUUGCGCCAAAGGAAGGCACCAUAUUGUUUGCCCCAUUGAUAAAAGAAGUCACAGCCCACUGGAUCAUGAGUCCCUUCUUCGACGAAAAUGACAACCUCAAGUUCGACUCGUCGUUGCCCGGCACUUUCCCUGGUAAAAGUCAGGAAUUCAACAACAAGACACACCCUACAUUGCAAUUGGACGACUUGAUGGUGCCAGUACCUCCAGUAAAACCAGGAGACAUGGUUUUCUGGCAUUGUGACUUGAUUCACGCCGUUGACUCCGUACAUGAGGGCCCGCACGACUCCUCGGUGUUCUACAUUCCCUCUGCCCCCUUGUGUGAUAUAAAUGUCAAGUACGCUGCAAUCCAGCGUGAAGCGUUCUUAAAGGGUCUUGCUGGUCCUGAUUUUCCAGGCUUCCCACAUGGUAUUGCCGAGUCUGAGCACAUUGGCAGGGGCACUCCAGAGGAUGUAGUGGAGGUCGGAGGCACUGAGGCGCUAAGAGAGUUUGCCCUUGCCCCCUUCAGUGCCGAAAACCUUACUCCAGGUGAACAAGAGAUUGUCAAGCGGGCCAACAAGCUACUCUUUUGUUAA